Molecule: messenger RNA, 4553 nt
Organism: Trichomycterus rosablanca
Lineage: Eukaryota; Metazoa; Chordata; Actinopteri; Siluriformes; Trichomycteridae
Gene: srrm2
Product: serine/arginine repetitive matrix 2
Exons: 14
Coding region: 171-4070 (1299 amino acids)
Cellular component (GO): nucleus
Source: RefSeq, a predicted model, not a curated record
CUUCUUCAUGCUUAGCCAGCGCUACGCACCAGGUUUUAUUGUUUUGUGGGAUUUUUCCGCUUAUAUUUCGCGCUGAUAUUUUAUAACUUUUACGUGAUUUGUUGGUGGUUCGUUUUUGUGAGGAAGCGUUUUUGGGUUCUGUCCCUUUGCGGGGAACAGAGAGAGCAGAGAUGUAUAACGGUAUCGGGCUGACCACCCCGCGUGGCAGCGGCACCAAUGGCUACGUGCAGCGGAACCUGUCGGCCGUGCGAUCCAAGCGCAGCCGGGACGAUCACGGCGGACUCAAGGACGAAAAGGACCGAGAGAGAAUGGAGAGCCAGCUCAACCGGCAGCCCAACGCCGAGAUCCUGGAGCACCAGAGGAAGAGACAGCUGGAGGUGAAAUGUGCCGAACUGCAGGACAUGAUGGAGGAGCAGGGGUAUUCUGCAGAGGAAAUAGAGGAGAAGGUGAACAGUUUCCGCAUGAUGCUGCAGGAGAAACAGGAGCCUCCUCCGCCCGCCGCUGAGAAAUCAACCGCCACAGAGACGCACGCCCUAGCCGCUGCCAACCAGGAGAAGAACAAGAUGCUACGAGAAGCCUUCAACAUCAGCUCGGACUACGUCGACGGUUCCUCCUUCCACCCCGAACGCAAAGAGCGGGAAAAAGAGAAGAGAGAGCAGCAGAGACUGGAAAGAGAGCAGCAGCUUCAGCAGCAGCAGCAGAAACAUCAGCUCAUAGAGUCUGAGGAGUCGGAUUCGUCCUCUAAUAGAAAACAGGUCCGCAAGAAGAAAAGGAAGAAAAACAAAAACAGAGACAGCUCUGCAAGUCCUUCUCCGUCCCCUCGGAAAGAGAAGAAAAAGACCAAGAGCAAGACCAAGAAAAAGAAAAGGGACGCGUCGUCUCCGAGUGACCGCAGUAGCUCAGAAGAUGAGAAGCAGACGAAGAAGAGGAAGAAGAGUAGCGAGAGCGGUACUUCCCCUCCCACAAAGAGUCGGAGGCGGCGCAGCGCCUCAUCCAGCUCCGCUGACAGGUCACCAGCACCGAUAACCGAGAGACAGCGCCACCCACCUGCAGCCAAGGCGGAUGAGGGGAGGAAGGGCCGAUCUCCUGACCGUAGAAGACGUCACAGAGAAAGCCCAGAGAGGAUGGAAGUUAGAGAGAAGUCAAGACAUUCCAGAUCUCCUGAGCGGAACAAAAGGGACAAACCACGAGAGCAAGAGAAGGAAAGAGGGAAAGAAAAGCCCCAGAAGGGCCGACGCGAUUCUUCGUCUCCGUCCCCACCCCCUAAACAGCAGAGAGACGGAAGGGCGCCGAGCGAGGAUCACGAGAGAGACAAGGCACCUCAAACGAGGCGGCACGAUUCCUCAUCUCCCUUGCCGUCUCCCAAGCGGCAGAAAGACGGGAGGCAAAGGAGUCCAGAGAAAGAGCGAGAGGAUGAGCGGAGGAAAAGGGACAAGCCUCAGAAGAGACACGACUCCUCGUCCUCAUCGCCGUCGCCUUCUCCGCAGAAAGAGAGAGCGCGAAGAGGAGGCGUAGCAGAGAAGGAGAAAAGCAGAGAGAGGGAUUCAUUCCAGGCGAGUCGGAAAAAUGACCGACAAGGAGAGAGAGCGAGAAACCACUCCAGCGACUCCGCCUCACCCGCCCGGCGCUCGCCGCACUCCAACGGCAGGCAAAAAGAGACGCAGCGGGACAGGGAACGGGCGAAGGAGAAAGAACGAGAGGAGCAGAGAGAGAAAGAGCGACUGAGGGAGCAGGAGGUGGCACGGAGACAGGAGGAGAGGAGGAAAGAGCGAGAAAGCGACCGAGAGAAGGAGCGGGACAGAGCACGGGAGGGCGAGAGGAGAAAAGAAAGCGAGCGAGAGAGGAGGGAGAGCGACAGAGAAAAGGAGAAGGAGGCGCGAAGAAGCGAACAUGACAGCGACAGAGAAAAGCUGAGGGAGAAGGACAGAGAGGAGGCGAGGAAAGAGGAGCGGAGAAAGGAGCAAGAAAAGGAGCGGGAGAGAGAGAAAGAGGAGGCAAAGAGAGAGGAGGAGCGGAGAAAAGAGCGAGAAGACAAUCGGGAAAAAGACAGGACGAAGGAGUCUGGACGACCGUCCUCGUAUAGCAAACCGUCUGAGACAGACAGCAGGUCAGACAGAGAAAAGGCCGCUUCAGAUACGGAGAGAAGAAACAGGGGGGCGAAGGAGGACAGAGUGAGGCCGGGACGUCCUCGGGAAAGGAGUCCGGAGAGAGAAAAGGAGCCGGAGAAGGAAAAAACGAAGGAGGCGCAGGACAAGAAGGCAAAAUCCAAAGCAUCCAGCAGCAGCAGCAGUGACAGCAGCAGCAGCAGCAGUAGUGACAGCAGCAGUGACAGCGAUAGCGACAGCUCCUCGUCAUCGUCUUCGUCCUCCUCUUCCUCCUCCUCCUCGUCUUCAUCUUCAGAUGACGAGAAGACGAAAAAAAAGAACAAAACUGCGAAGGAUAAAUCUGUGCCUCAUUCUGUCGUUGCUCAGGCCGUGGCUCAGAGAGAGAAGGAGAAGGAAGGGAAAGACUCCGCCAGGUACACGCCAACGGAACAGGCUCAGGCUCCGCCCGCCAGGCAGGAUUCACGGGACAGGUCGUCACCGCCGCCUCAGAGGGAAGGACCGAAAAAAGGGGAUCAGGGGAAAGAAAGGUACACUCCUACCGAGAGCUCCAGCCCUCCCGUCUCCCCCCCAGCACGAACCAGAGACGUGGGGGCAGCCAGGCACAGUCCUCAGGAAGACGCCGGGAACCACAGCAAAGACGCCCCGCCCGAGCGCAAGACGAGCCGCUCCUCGCCGAGCAGAGACAGGAGCAGAACGACCGAACGGAAACGUGGACCCUCGCCACCCUCGCCCAGGGGUCGAGACGGACGGGACUUCAGAAGCAGACAGGCCUCGUCCAGAUCCAAGUCCCCGGUCCGACAGCGGGCAGACCCUCCGCGCCAUCCCAGCCCGAGACGUGACGCUAGGAGGAUAUCUCCGCCGCCGCGCCGAGACAGAGAAAGAGAACGGGAGCGACCCUGGGACAGGGAGAGAGACCGAGGGAGGGCGGGGGAUCGGGAGCGGUCACGAGACAGAAGGACGAGAAGCAGCAGGUCCCGGAGCCCACGCAGACGUAGCCCACCUUACAGGUCACGUCGCUCUCCGUCUCUCCUGUAUCGGCGCAGAAGCAGCCGGUCACUGUCGAGGGAAAGAGAGCGAGACAGGCAGAGAGAGAGAAACCGCGAGCUGGAGAGGAAGCGGGAACAGGAGCGAGAGCGGGAACGGGAGAGAGAACGGGAACGAGAAAGAGAGCGAGAGCGGGAACAAGAGAGAGAGCGAGAACGAGAGCGGGAAAGAGAGAGAGAAAAAGCCAGACCAUCUCCACGCCGCUCAUCCUCGUCGUCUUCGUCGUCCUCCUCUUCCUCGAAUUCCUCCUCUUCAUCGUCCUCACCCUCCCCCUCCCCUCAGAAAAAGGAGAGUUUAGAAAAGAAACCCGAAUCGCAGAGGGACAGAAAAGACAACGCUGACGCCGAGGGAAACAGAGAACCUGCUAAGAGACUCCGAUCCCACUCUUCCUCCUCCUCCUCUCCCUCUCCUAAACGAGCCAGCCGCAGAUCCCCCUCCAGAGAUCCGCCCGCCCGCUCCAGAUCGCCGGACCUGCGCCAAUCGGAGACGAGGAAGAGCCCGACGCCGGCGGAGCGUCGGCCCGCUCAGAGCCCGGAGCGCCCGGUCAGGACGGAGAACGUAGCGAACGGGAGAGCGGAGCGGGAAGCGGGGCAGAAGAAGCCUAACAGUGGGAGCAGCUCUAGCUCUUCGUCGUCCUCCUCGUCUUCAUCGUCGUCCUCCUCGUCCUCAGAUAGCUCCGACUCCGAGGCGGAGAACGGGGAUGGAAAACAAACAGCAACUAAACGCUCCUCUUCCUCUUCAUCAGAGAGUGAGAAAGAAGCGAAGAAGAAAAGUCCUCAACGGACGAGGGUACCAGCAGACUCGCUGAGAGACUCCAGAUCACUCAGCUACUCUCCUCCUGCCAGGCUGCGCCGUGCCGCUCGCUCCCCUCCUGCUCGAAGGAGAUCCAGGAGCAGAUCGAGUAGCAGGAGGAGAAGAUAACUGCACUGUUCUGUCCAUCAACCUUCUUUUUAUUUCAUCUCUGCUCCGUGUCUCUCUGUCUCGGUUGAAGCUGCACCAGUGGAGGCUCUGCGAUGGUGAAAUCUGAGCCGUGACCCGGAGCGUAUCAAAUCUCAGAAUUUUUGGCACUCGUGUAUUAACAGGGAUCUUUAAUUUACUUUUAUUAUGAUUGAGUUCUUGUGCAGGGAUGGAGAGAGAGUAAAACUGCCCGUGUGUGACGUGUCCUUGUGUGCCAACAGAUGUUUAUAUAGAACAGCUGUACACAGCCACACCAAGCGUAUCCGUGUUCCUCUCGAACCCCGCGCUUCUGUUUUGAAUGUAGAUAGAAAACUUGACAUUGGUAAUGAUCAUCGAUCACUGGAUGAACAGUGAACUGCUUAUCGUGUCUGUGAGGGGGAAAUAAACACAUUUUUGUUUCACUUUGUGGGGGAAAAGCAAUAAAAAAAUAAAAGACGGUUCAACCUG